This is a messenger RNA of Frieseomelitta varia, 656 nucleotides long. RefSeq names its product UDP-N-acetylglucosamine transferase subunit ALG14 homolog (gene Alg14). Lineage: Eukaryota; Metazoa; Arthropoda; Insecta; Hymenoptera; Apidae. Gene Ontology annotation, molecular function: nucleic acid binding; nucleotide binding. Gene Ontology annotation, cellular component: UDP-N-acetylglucosamine transferase complex. Gene Ontology annotation, biological process: dolichol-linked oligosaccharide biosynthetic process. The transcript has a single exon. Bases 65 to 631 code for a protein of 188 amino acids. The record is from RefSeq and is a predicted model, not a curated record.
AAUAUCUUAUAUUUCUAUUUGUAUAAUUAUUUGUCUGAUAAUCAUUGGAAGAAUAUAUUUUGUAAUGUUUUUUACACAUAAAACAAAAGGAAGGAAAUCAAUACGUAAUAAACCACUUAAAACAAUGAUUGUAUUAGGGUCUGGAGGACAUACUGCAGAAAUGAUAAGAAUCGUUAAUUAUUUAAGUUUUGAAAAUUACUCGCCAAGAAUAUAUGUGUAUGCUGACACAGAUUCAAUGAGCAUUGAGAAAGUAAAAUACUUAGAAAAGAAUAAUAUAGACUAUAAAAUAAUCAAAAUUCGUAGAAGUAGAGAAGUUCAUCAGUCGUACUACACAUCUAUUUAUAAUACUAUUUAUGCAACCUUGGAAUCAGUUCCUCAUUUAUGGAGAGAAUGUCCAGAGUUACUUUUAUGUAAUGGUCCAGGCACUUGCGUUCCUUUAUGUAUAAUUGUGUUUUUAUUCAAAGUAUUUUGUAUUACGCAAAGUACUAUAAUAUUUGUUGAAAGCUUCUGCAGAGUUAAAACACUAUCGUUAACAGGAAAAAUUUUGUACUACAUAGCUGAUUAUCAAAUAAUGCAAUGGCCGUAUUUACAAAAACCUAAUAAUGAAAAUGAUAAAAUAUUUUAUAUUUGAAUAAAACAAAUAAUUUCAAUUUAUA